Frieseomelitta varia is the source of this 1579-nucleotide messenger RNA. Its product is annotated as bone morphogenetic protein 6-like. Gene Ontology annotation, cellular component: extracellular region. NCBI's taxonomy places the organism in Eukaryota, Metazoa, Arthropoda, Insecta, Hymenoptera, Apidae. The transcript has a single exon. Gene Ontology annotation, molecular function: growth factor activity; cytokine activity. Bases 314 to 1333 code for a protein of 339 amino acids. Gene Ontology annotation, biological process: SMAD protein signal transduction; BMP signaling pathway. The record is from RefSeq and is a predicted model, not a curated record.
CAUUUCGUGUAUUUCAAAUUUGGACAGACACGCACCACUAUAAUUCUCAGCGCAUGAUCAAACUCUCGAGGUCUGGAAGUCGAGUGGCAGUCUGUCGAUGAUAAGGACAUUCCAGCGGCAAUUUCGAAUCUCUCCUUCUCAUUGGCAGUUAUUUAAAAGCGGUCCUUCAACCUCGCCCACCGGUCAAGGAUUCGUUGGCAGUUCGAUGCUAAGUCUGAUCGACUUCGCUUCGAAAUCCUCCAUCGAUUUUUCACUCCAUCGCGUCUCCACAAAAAUCUCUGAAACUAUCAUCAAAAUUGCUUAGCACUUUCUGAUGAUGAAUCCUUCUCAAUACAUCUUCUUACUCUUCGUUGGGACCUUCUGCGUUUACGGAUUAUGGAAAACAAGUUCCCUUUCCUGGCAAACUUCAACCGUGCACGCAAAGGCAUCAAUCCAGUUCGAUCUCUCCAUCCCAGCCUCUUCUCCGUCUGUUUUCCGUCGGUUCUCCAACAAAACUAACCGGAAAAUCAUCGACAAAGGUCACAGGAAGUAUCGAGGAGUCGUAUCCAAGUAUAUGUUGGAGCUGUACCAUCGCGGAUCAGAUGUCGACAUAGUUCGAGCGUUAGAGCCGAUCCGCGUGUCAGGCCCAACGAAAGACGGGGCCAGGAUUCUAGUAUUCUCAGUGCCUCACUCUGACCCAGGCGAAGCUCUGGAGAUAGCAGAGCUACUUGGCGUAGCUGGGUCCAUUCUCAGAGUGCGUUUGGACUAUGUGGAUGAUCCUGGAAGCUGCCGGUCAAGAAAGGAUGAGAGUUGGAGGGCCUUCAACGUUACAUCUGCGGUGGCCACAAGGAUUGGUAGUGUUGUCAGAUUUCGAGUGUACGGUAGAGUUGGUUACCAUCCUUAUGGGGACGGUCCAAUCUUGCUAAUGAGCUACACCAAAAUGAGGAAAAAGCGUCCAAGGCGUUCCAUUGAGGAAGAGGAGACGGACGAAAGCGACGGCCCUCGAAGAAGAAGAAAGAAUUCAUGCAGGCGACGUUCUCUUUACGUGGACUUCGCGUUGAUCGCGUAUGACGAAUGGGUCGUUGCUCCGCCCGGUUACGAGGCUUAUCAAUGUUCUGGGAAGUGUUUCUAUCCGUUCGGUGAUCAUCUCAGUCCUACGAAACACGCGAUUGUGCAGACAUUGGUGCAUGGUGCUCUCCAGGGUGUCGAAGGUGGUAGCAAACCAGUUGGGAGAGCUUGCUGCGUGCCGACGAGACUAGCGCCUACUAGUCUCCUUUAUCUGGACGCCAGCGGGACUUUGACUUAUCAAUACGGGUACGAGGACAUGGUUGUCGCCGAGUGUGGCUGUCGUUGAGGUGCUUAAAACUAGAGAUGGAUUCGAAACUAAUUUUACAAUUCUAAUUUAAAUUUAAUCUCGAAUCCAAAACUUUGCAAGAUUUCGAAACACUCGAAAUAAAGAUGAAUAAGAUGAAUUUCCUGUUUUAAGAAUUGGUGUGUCAACGCUUUUACAUGAAUUUUUGCUAGCCGCAGUUAAACAAAAUACAAACAGAAAUAUCUGAUCGCGAUUUUUGUCUAAGAACAUCAAAUUCGUUCGAAUUCU